Molecule: messenger RNA, 925 nt
Organism: Eurypyga helias (sunbittern)
Lineage: Eukaryota; Metazoa; Chordata; Aves; Eurypygiformes; Eurypygidae
Gene: ALG6
Product: ALG6, alpha-1,3-glucosyltransferase
Exons: 9
Biological process (GO): protein N-linked glycosylation
Cellular component (GO): endoplasmic reticulum membrane
Molecular function (GO): dolichyl pyrophosphate Man9GlcNAc2 alpha-1,3-glucosyltransferase activity
Source: RefSeq, a predicted model, not a curated record
UUGGCUCGUUACGAAGACCAGCUAUGGAGAAGUGGAGCUUAAUGACAAUUACUGUGUUACUAGCACUUACUGUACGCUGGACUGUGUCGCUUGGUUCUUACUCAGGUGCAGGAAAACCACCUCUGUAUGGAGACUAUGAGGCUCAGAGACACUGGCAAGAAGUGACUUACAAUUUGCCCAUCAGGCAGUGGUACUUCAAUACAAGUGACAACAACCUGCUGUACUGGGGCCUUGAUUAUCCACCUCUCACUGCCUAUCACAGCUGUCUGUGUGCUUACAUUGCAAAGUUAAUAAAUCCUGAUUGGAUUGCUCUGCACACAUCUCGGGGGUAUGAGAGUCAGCCACAUAAGUUAUUUAUGCGUGCAACAGUGUUGGUUGCUGAUUCGCUGGUUUAUAUUCCUGCAGUUAUUUUAUACUGUUUUUCAUUGAGAGAAACAUCCACCAAAAAGAAGGUUUCCAGUGCUCUCUGCAUACUGCUUUAUCCAGGCCUCAUUCUUAUUGACCACGGACACUUCCAAUACAACUCAGUGAGCCUUGGCUUUGCCUUGUGGGCUGUACUCUGCUUGUCUUAUGACUGGGACCUUCUGGGGUCAGCGGCAUUUUGCUUGGCCUUAAAUUACAAGCAAAUGGAACUCUACCACUCUCUGCCCUUUUUUUGCUAUUUACUUGGAAAAUGCUUCAAGAAGGGACUGAAAGGAAAGGGGUUAGUGCUGUUAACUAAAAUAGCAGGGACAGUGGUGGUUUCCUUCGCCGUCUGCUGGCUCCCCUUCUGCACCGACACGGAACAAAUCAUGCAAGUACUCAGAAGACUCUUUCCAAGAGGCAUGCAUGUCUUCCAGGAUAAAGUCGCCAAUAUUUGGUGCAGUCUAAGUGUCCUUAUAAAGAUAAAGAAUAUAGUGUCACCUCAGACUCAGCUAAAACUCAG